Molecule: messenger RNA, 602 nt
Organism: Apis florea (little honeybee)
Lineage: Eukaryota; Metazoa; Arthropoda; Insecta; Hymenoptera; Apidae
Source: RefSeq, a predicted model, not a curated record
CCUUCUCUGUUAAGGUCAAAAGACUCUGCGGAAGUAUCCCGUGAUGGUGUUCAUUCAUGGAGAGAGCUUUGAAUGGAACAGCGGCAACCCUUACGACGGCACUAUAUUGGCAGCUUAUGGCAACGUCGUCUUUGUCACUAUCAACUUUCGUCUGGGCAUCCUUGGUUUCUUGAGGCCCGGGAUCAGGGACGACACGGCGAGCAAUUUCGGUCUUCUGGAUCAAAUUGCGGCGCUGCUUUGGCUACGAGAGAACAUCGCCGAGUUCGGCGGCGAUCCGAACAGUAUUACCCUGGUCGGCCACGGUACCGGUGCAAUUUUUGCUAACCUGCUGCUUAUCAGCCCUGUGGCUAAUAAGAAAGGUAACGGUUAUUGCCGCGUCGCGUGUUUGCGACUUUUGCGAAUAUUAAGAGAACACUUUCGUGGUGGAGAACACGUAACUUCCAUUUUCGUGAAAUCGAUAAGAGCCCCGUGUUUAAACUUCGAUUUUAGAAGCUCGAAGUUUAAGCAUCGCUUUUACUCGAGUCGAUAGAGUUCGAGAUAAAUUCGAGACAAAAUUUAUUUAAACGCGAUUUUACUCGAAUGUAAUUUUCUCGAGAUAAAAC